Alternaria atra is the source of this 1593-nucleotide messenger RNA. RefSeq lists its product as uncharacterized. The coding region runs from base 1 to 1593 and encodes 530 amino acids. The transcript has 2 exons. Gene Ontology annotation, molecular function: monooxygenase activity; iron ion binding; oxidoreductase activity, acting on paired donors, with incorporation or reduction of molecular oxygen. Lineage: Eukaryota; Fungi; Ascomycota; Dothideomycetes; Pleosporales; Pleosporaceae. The record is from RefSeq and is a predicted model, not a curated record.
AUGUCGACCUCAGUUCUCUCAAUCCCGUAUGCAGCUGCUCUAGGCACAUGCGCUUUCCUCUACUUUGUUGUAUACCCUGUCAUCGUUUACUUCCGCGAUGCAAACGGUCUUCGUCGCUAUCCGAACAUGCACCCGCUCUCGGGUAUCUCUUCGAUACCGUUCAUGGUGCUUGCACACGGCGGAGCACGGUCAACAUACCUUGAGAAGCUACACCAAAAGCAUCCAGUUAUCCGUGUUGGCCCCAACUUCCUGUCAUACGGCGACCUUCGGGCUGUAAAAGACAUCUAUGGCCACAACACCCCUUGCACCAAGGAUGGAUCGUACGUGGUCACUUCGGGUUCACAUUACCAUCUUGCCGAUGUGAUUGACAAGCACGAUCAUGCCCGAAAGAGGAAGUUGAUGAGUUCCGCGUAUGCGAUCAAGAAUCUCGAGGGCUGGGAGCACAAGGUAGCCGACAAGACGCAGAAGCUACUCAAACACUUUGACGAGUGCUGUACCGCACCACUGGCUUCUGGACAACUGCCGAAGCCCGAAGACUUGAACCUCGACUAUCGAAAAUGGACCAACUUUUUCACACUAGACGCCAUCGCCGAUAUUGGACUCUCCGACAAACUUGGGUUCCUCGACCGAGGUCACGACAGGGUUACUGGACGUAGAACAGAUGGCUCGACGUAUGAGUGCGAUUUCAGGCCGGCGCUCUACAACACAGCUCGGAAACAGUCGUUGUUGAUUUGGCCAUAUGACUGGUACCCGCUGAUCAACAAACUCUCCAACAUCAUUCCUUUCUACAAGCGCAUGAGUGACUAUGCAAACGAAUGGGAAGGCAUACCAGUUCAGCUUGCCCACAAGCGCCUAGAGCGAUAUAGGGCAGGAGAGAAGCUCGACGACUUUUUCCAGACACUGAUGGAGGACAAGAAUGGCCAUCCAAACAACCUGGAGUGGGGCGAGAUUAUCGCGGAAGUGAGCAUCAUGAUGAACGCCGGAUCAGCGACGACAGCAAUUGCGAUGGCAAACGUCAUGCAUCAACUGAUCAAGCAUCCGGAAAUCAAGAAAAAGUUAGUACAUGAGAUUGAUUCUGCCUUGGAAGAUGACGAAGAGGAAGGUGAUGGAGUAGUCGCCUAUGAUAGGGUGAAGCAUCUACCGUACCUCCGUGCGUGCCUCGACGAGUCGCUCCGCCUCUUCCCACCGACCCCUCAUGGGCUUCCGCGACAGACGCCAACAGAAGGCACAAACAUCCUCGGUGACUACAUUCCAGGUGGUGUCUCCGUCGCUAUAUCUGCAUAUGUUGCGCAUCGACAAGAGUCCAUAUUCCCGCAAGCCGACAAGUAUAUUCCGGAGCGCUGGCUGGGUGAAGAGGGCAAGGCGUUGCAACCCUAUUUCUUGGCCUUUUCGGCAGGUGCAAGAGGCUGCAUUGGGCGCAACAUCUCAUACCUUGAGCAAACUGUGGUACUCGCGAGCGUGUUGCGACGUUAUGAUUUUGCGCUGAGCAGUCCAAACUGGGAGCUACAACGAUUAGAGACGAUGAACUGGAUCCUGGGGGAGAUGCCAGUGAAGAUCUGGCGACGAGAGCGAGGACCGGCGCAGCAAGAGUAA